Messenger RNA from Dromiciops gliroides (monito del monte), 411 nucleotides. RefSeq names its product eppin-like. Gene Ontology annotation, molecular function: serine-type endopeptidase inhibitor activity. The record is from RefSeq and is a predicted model, not a curated record. The transcript is spliced from 4 exons. NCBI's taxonomy places the organism in Eukaryota, Metazoa, Chordata, Mammalia, Microbiotheria, Microbiotheriidae. Gene Ontology annotation, cellular component: extracellular region. Gene Ontology annotation, biological process: negative regulation of peptidase activity. Bases 1 to 411 code for a protein of 136 amino acids.
AUGGCUCUGGCCCUCAGCUCCAUGAGGUUCCUCAAUUUCUUCUUGUUUCUGAUGCUGAUCACCCAGGGUGCCUUCAAGAGAAAGAAAUGUCCCCACAUCAAGCUCAAAUGUACCUUCAAAGAGAGGAACUAUUGCACCAAAGACAGCCACUGUGAAUAUAAUGAGAAAUGCUGCAUGCUUGGCUGUGGGAAGAAGUGCUACAACCCCUCUGAAGCCUUAUGUAAAUUGCCCAUGGAAAAAGGCCCCUGUGGCAUGUCAUUACUCCACUGGUGGUACAACUCCACAAGCCAGACCUGCCAGCAAUUCACCUACGGUGGCUGUUUUGGAAACAACAACAACUUUCAGACUCAGGAAAUUUGCUGGGGGAUCUGCAAAGCUUUGAGUAAGUCUGUGGGACCCUCCCAACCCUAA